Molecule: messenger RNA, 506 nt
Organism: Drosophila mauritiana
Lineage: Eukaryota; Metazoa; Arthropoda; Insecta; Diptera; Drosophilidae
Exons: 3
Coding region: 35-373 (112 amino acids)
Molecular function (GO): protein binding
Source: RefSeq, a predicted model, not a curated record
CUCAGUUCAUCCCAAAACUUCGAGGCUAUCAAACAUGAAGUUCUUCCUCUAUAUUAGCCUUUUGCUGUGUGUGGCUUUAAGCCAAGUUAGUGCUAGUUGCCCCGAAAGCUGUCCCGAUACGGAGGAUGUCGUGUGGGCCCUUGCAGGCGGAUGCAAAGUUUUCCGCAAUAAAUGUUACUUCGACAAAGCGAAUUGUAAUCCACAUUAUGAGUUGACCAUCACUACAAAGGAAGAGUGUCAAAAGCAUUGCGCCUUUGCUUGUCCUGCAGUUUAUCAGCCCACAGGCGGAACUUAUAAAGGUCAGCUGCGGGAAUUUGGCAAUGAGUGCGAGAAGAUCAUUCACACCUGUCGAACUGGCGAAACUUUCGUGUAGGGCUUAAUACUUUUAUAACUAAACAAAGAAUUAAAAUACAGAGAUUUUCUGGUUCUUGCCCUAUAAAAAACAUUUUUUCUUUAUGUAUAGUUUUGGUAAUAAAAAUUUUGAUGAAAAUGAAAUGUUUUUAAAG